Messenger RNA from Nerophis lumbriciformis (worm pipefish), 3380 nucleotides. RefSeq names its product protein C-ets-2-like. The record is from RefSeq and is a predicted model, not a curated record. Gene Ontology annotation, cellular component: nucleus. Lineage: Eukaryota; Metazoa; Chordata; Actinopteri; Syngnathiformes; Syngnathidae. Gene Ontology annotation, biological process: regulation of transcription by RNA polymerase II; cell differentiation. Gene Ontology annotation, molecular function: DNA-binding transcription factor activity, RNA polymerase II-specific; sequence-specific DNA binding.
ACUACCCAGUGAUUGACAGUUGUCAGUCAAUGCAUGACCCCUCCUCUCCCACCAUCCCUGUUUGUCACAUCAAACUAUUGGAGGUCUUACCUGAUCCCCCACCCCAACACCACGUUUGUUGAGGCUGCUCAUCACUCCGACAUGGAUUGCAGCGCUUAUGUGCGUGUGUGUGUGACAGAGAUGGACCCCCUGGAGGUUCCCCCUCUAACCCCAACCAGUAAGGAGGUUUUAUGCGAGGCCCUGAGCGCAACUUUUGCCGGUUUCACUCAGGAGAGGCUCACCCAUCGCUUCCCGCAAGACUUGACUUUAUGGUCCGAGUGGGAGGUGAACCACUGGCUGGAAUGGUGCCGGGCCGAGUUUGGGCUGCAUUCGCUGGGGUCAGACCUGAAGGGCCUGCAGGGUCACGAGCUGUGUGGCCUUGACCGUGACGCGUUUCUGGGCCUCACGUCUGACUACACGGCUGGAGAGAUCCUGUGGGAGCACCUGGACAUCAUGAGACGCGAGAAUGACUGCAAUGCUGCACAGAUCCCGUGCACAGAGUCAUCUCUCUGCCAGCUUCAUAGCGUUAAAGACAAGCAAAGCUACCAAGUGGAGUACCUUGAGAGGACACAGCACAAUUCUGUGGAGGAAGCCCAGCAUCAAUACUAUCUGCUCAAAAGCCAACAUCCAAACAGGAACAAGCAGGCUUCUGAGACAGCAACAAACAGCGAGAGCGACUCCGAAGCAGAGACGUUUCCCAGCGGGAACUUGAUGUGGACCAGCACCGGGGUUCAGUGUGAAGACAUAUUUACUUUAGCACACCCGUACAAAAGCUUCAAGGAGUACGUGGGAGACAAGACCGAGGUGGGCAACGCGGUGAUACCGGCAGCCAUCCUCGCUGGUUACACUGGAAGUGGUCCCAUUCAGCUGUGGCAAUUUUUACUGGAGCUGCUGACCGACCGCAGCUGUCAGUCGUGUAUCAGCUGGACAGGAGACGGCUGGGAAUUCAAGCUGACCGACCCGGAUGAGGUGGCGCUGCUGUGGGGUCGCAGGAAGCACAAGCCCAAGAUGAACUACGAGAAGCUGAGCCGCGGCCUGCGCUACUACUACGACAAGAACAUCAUCCGCAAGACGGCGGGCAAGCGCUACGUCUACCGCUUUGUGUGCAACCUGCAAGGGCUGCUGGGAUACGAGCCAGGCGAGUUGCACGCCAUGUUGGACAUCAGCGCCAAGGCCCGCUAACGAAAACGUGAGCGCGAGCAGCAUUGUCACUUUACAUACACAUCAGAUAUGUGCACAUGGACACAUUUAAUCGGAUUAAGACCCUAACCGGAAUAAAAAUGCUUCAUGUAAACAUGCCAUUCGGAAUAUUCUGACCCGAUCACGGACAUUCGGAUCAAAAUUUCAUUCCAAACGAGACGGGUGGUUUAUCCCGAAAGUCAUUUGGAUUGUAGCGCUUGAAAACACAUCUUCCGUUACUUUUUGAGCCACAGCGGUGUUCGGCGACGGAUUCCUAUAACCUGCACUCAAUCCACUCGCCACAUGUUCCUUUUGAUCAGAGGGAGAAGACACUUUGUCAGACACUCUUUUCAAUAUUCCACUUGUUACAUUUAUUUGCAUCAACACAAAGACAUACAUAUACUUACAGAGACUCUCUGGGUUGUUGUUGACACAACACCAGCCUUUGCUGGAGCGUGUGUGGGCAAGCACUUCGACAGUCAAAUUCUGAUUCGGAUGACUUUCUCUGUCUCUUUAUUGAUGACUUUACAAGUCUCGUCUGAGCAUAGUGCUGGCCAGUGAUUUAACCAAACAGAUUUGAUCAGUGACAAAGCAAAGUCCAUUACAGUCUAUUGAAGAAAAUUUGCCUGUCUAAUUUCUGUUUCCUAUAUACUGAUACUAGAUCAGGGGUGUCAAACUUAUGGCGGGAUGAGUUUGUCAGGUAUAAAAAUGAGCCUACAUUUUUUAAUGAAAGAAACCGCUGUUCUAAAUGUGACCACUAGAUGUCACAAUAGCAAUUCUUUGUAUCUUUGUAGAUGAUGCUACAUGUGUAAAAAACAAAAAACAACACAUUAGUGCACCAGUCGAGGAAAAUGAGCAAACUAGAUAAUAAACAUCCUGUAAUUUGAUUUUGAUGUUUUUUUUUUUUUAUAUUGUCCAGGGUGUACCCCGCCUUCCGCCCGAUUGUAGCUGAGAUAGGCUCCAGCGACCCCAAAGGGAAUAAGCGGUAGAAAAUGGAAAUGGAUUGCAAAUGAACACCAAUGAGUUGACUGAUGAACAUUAUCACAUAAUUCAUUCAAAAAGUAUAAAUAACGACAAAUAAAGAGAAUACUAUUAACCGCAACAUGUAAGUGUAAAAAAACCCCAACAACAUUGUGAUUUGUACAUUUUUCUAAUGUGCUUGUUCUAUUUUUAAACAAAGAAAACAAUCUGAAGUUGUCUUUACUUUUGAGUUAUCGUGCCGUGAUUUUACCGGUUUACUUGGGAGUAGAUUAUUUCUCCAUGUGGCCCCCGAUCUAAAAUGAGUUUGACACCGCUGUACUAGAUACUGCACAUCAAACUAAAAGUUAGUCAAAGGUCUGUGCAGCCGCUUAGCCAUUGUUCAAAGUCAGGUCAUAAGUUUCAACAUAAGUUCAUCUCACGUGUAAUCAGAGGCAUGUUAUCUUUAAAACUAAUCUUUAUAAUGCAUUAAUAUUUAAUGGGCAAUCCUUGGGCAACAAUGGUAACAGUGGUAGAUACAUGUUUUUAACAGCCUCCAUAUUGAACAACCUUUAAGUGAUGUCAACGUUUACAUGGAUUUUUAAAGCAUGAUAAAAAGGCAAGUGCCCACACUGAUUUAAUUUUACAAGUCAGUGAACAAGGUGUUACACACGCAGCGAGCGAGUGUGCUAGGAUUACUUCCACCACUUUCACUAAUGGAAGACAGGAGAGUCUUUGUCCUGGUGGCCGAGUGUAGGUUAUGUCGAUUGGACAAUUUUGCGGCAAUAAAAUCAACAUAAUUUGUCAUACAAAUUCACGGCACACGCACCGAACGCUGGCAUACUCGGCUGCACACCUAAUACUCCGUGAAGAGUGCGAUAAACAAUCUUGUGCACACACAUUGACCUGUGCAUUUAUAUUAAAGUACAUAUUGGUAGGAUUUAAAAUCAAUUCCACUUCAUAAGAAUUGGCAACACUAGAUUGGCCUAAUGUGUGAAUGUUGUCUAUUUGUGUUGGCCCUGCGAUGAGGUGGCGACUUGUCUAGGGUGUACCCCGAUCCCAAGAGGAACAAGUGGUAGAAAAUGGAUGGAUGGAUGAAUUCAAAGAUGUAAAACGCUUACUAUAUAAAGAAAAUACCUAUUGCUCUCAAAUAUGGUUCACAAAUCUGUCUAAAUCUGUGCACUUCGUCUUUGCCAUGAUAACCC